Momordica charantia (bitter melon) is the source of this 2690-nucleotide messenger RNA. RefSeq names its product alpha/beta-Hydrolases superfamily protein. Gene Ontology annotation, molecular function: triacylglycerol lipase activity. Gene Ontology annotation, biological process: lipid metabolic process. The record is from RefSeq and is a predicted model, not a curated record. NCBI's taxonomy places the organism in Eukaryota, Viridiplantae, Streptophyta, Magnoliopsida, Cucurbitales, Cucurbitaceae.
UAUCUCCCGGCCCCUACUUCCCGUCGGUGGAGUCGGUGGUCGGGUGGCCUCCAUUUCAUACCACCAUAUCCCAUUGAUUGAUUGUGAAUUUGUAAUACUAAGGUUUCAACUUUCAAGAAAAGGACGAUUUUCUUCUACCUUUACUACUCUGUAAAUUUUCAUCCCAACCCUAGUAAACUUUUUGACAACUUGUACAAAUUCUGUAACGCUUUUCCAUUCAAAAGAAAAAAAUAAUAAUAAUUCUCGCUUUCUCUCUACAAAAAUGGGUUUGAAAAAGCAACCACACCAUACUUGUGGUCGCACAACAAACCAUUUUGUAUCUUCCACGCAUUCCCAACACAGCAAGAAGAUGCCUUUCACUUGGGAACUGAGUCUGCACUUAGAAGGCUUGCCAUAAAGUUGCAUUUAAUGCCAAAUUGCGUCUCCCUCGCACUCAUGCGUCCGAAAUGGUUAAAUUCAUUUUUGGGAAACCCGAAUGGGCAAAGAUUGAUACCUGAGGGGGUCUGAAACAUGGAUACCACCCAAUUCAAAGAGACCCUCCGUAGCAAUGAUUCCAGAUACCUUAUUGUGCGGCCGGAAAAUGGCGGAAUCAAAGAUGUUUUCCGGUACUGGCUUUGGCCGGACGGCGAUGGCGGACGGAGAUUCUUGGAGAGCUCCGAGGAGGGAGUUAUUGGUGCGACGGUGUCUGGACGCAGAUGGGUGAUACUGGUGUCGAUUAUAAUUCGAAAACUUAUUGCUGUUCUAGCAAAACCCCUGAAAUGGACUGGCUAUGUGGUGGAAUUCACUCUCAAUCUUCUCUCUUUGAAUGGCAAUCUCACAGGACUGCUCUGCAACAUCGUACGGGGAGAAGUAGCGGUGCCAAGGAGGGGCACGGAGACUUUUAUCAGCACCGUUGGGUAUUCAGAUGGGCGAAUAAAUCUAUUAAAUGAAGACGAAUUGCUUAAAAGAACUGGUGAAUUUGUUUCUGAAGAAAGAGGUUUCGGACUUGAAAUGGGCAAUCGGGCUCUAGUGGACCUUUGCAUCAUGGCUUCAAAAAUAUCCUACGAGAAUGAAAAGGUCAUCCAAAAUAUUGUGCUUCGCCACUGGAAGAUGCAUUUUGUGGGCUUCUACAGUUGCUGGAAUGAUUUCCUAAAGGACAGCUCUACUCAGGUGUUCAUACUGUGUGAUAAGCCUAAAGAUGCGAAUUUGAUAUUGAUCAGCUUCAGGGGCACUGAACCUUUUGAUGCAGAUGACUGGAGCACUGAUUUCGACUACUCCUGGUAUGAGAUUCCGGAAGUUGGGAAAAUUCAUAUUGGAUUCUUAGAGGCUCUCGGUUUGGGCAACAGAAACGAUGCUAAUAGCUUCCAUAGUCACCUCCAGGGAGAAGCAAGCACAAGCUCCACCGAUUCAAGUGGUCUUGAUAAUAGCACAUUCUCAAACCUUGAUCAAAAUAUUGAACAGGAUACAUUACAUCCAUCCUCCGAGUCUGAACAGUCUGAUGCAAUUACACCAGAAGUGGUGCAGUUGACUGCAUAUUAUGCAGUGAAACUUAGACUCAGGAGAUUACUUAUGGAGCAUAAAAAUGCAAAGUUUGUGGUCGCUGGUCACAGUUUAGGUGGAGCACUUGCAAUUCUGUUCCCUACAGUUCUCGUGCUGCAUAAGGAAAUGGAAAUAAUGGGCAGGCUAUUGGGUGUAUAUACAUUUGGGCAGCCUAGGGUCGGGAACAAGCAGCUGGGGCAUUUCAUGGAGGCCCAUUUGGUUAAUCCUACACCAAAGUACUUCAGGGUUGUCUACUGCAAUGACCUUGUGUCCAGGAUGCCUUACGACGAUACUGCUUUCUUCUUUAAGCAUUUUGGGGUUUGUCUAUACUAUGACAGCCUAUUCACUGAACAUAAAGUAGAUGAGGAACCGAACAAGAAUUUCUUUGGGAUUAAAUACCUGAUACCACAGCAUCUCAAUGCUUUGUGGGAGCUAAUCAGAAGCUUUUUGAUGGGCUACAUUCAUGGACCUGAAUACAGGGAGGGAUGUUUUUGCAUAUUGGCAAGGGUGAUGGGACUGGCACUUCCUGGUAUUUCGGCUCAUUACCUCACAAAUUAUAUAGACUCCGUGAGGCUUGGUAAGGAGAAUAAAACCCUUUAAUAAUAUCAAUGGUUUUCACUUGGCGAUGAAAGAGCAAGCUAUGUCCAUUCCUCUACAUGCUAUAAGCUUAUUCCACACAGAAAACUUUUAAGGUUAGCAGUUCUGACCCCAGACAUAUAUUAUAUAAGUAAGAUCCCUGUUUGUCGACAAAAACAGAACAAUAUUAUCAAAAGAGAUCGCCCAGUUCCUGAUUACCUACCCUGGAAUGUUGUAUUUGGAAGGAGUAUAGUAUAUCGAUCUUGAUUACCAAAUCUCCUUGUCUUAUAUGUAUAUACACACAUACGUUAAAACUUUCAUUACUCAGAGUUGAAGGCAAAAGAUUGUAUGUCAUAUAAACAAAAAAGGUCAAACAUCUUUACGAUUAAUAGCCAAGUGGGAUUGGAUUGGAUAAGAUUUCGAUUUAAAUAAAUAUGUACAUUGUCGGCACCGUGCUUUAAUUGAUGUGCUUGUUUGAUUAGAAUACAUUAUGUUUAGCUAAGCUAAAAAGUUGUAACUGUAAAAUCUCCCACCUUGGAAUUUGUCUGGGUGUGGGACAUUGUUCCUUCAAAGAAGCCCACAUCUUUUGCCUCCUA